This is a messenger RNA of Besnoitia besnoiti, 1086 nucleotides long. RefSeq lists its product as uncharacterized. Lineage: Eukaryota; Apicomplexa; Conoidasida; Eucoccidiorida; Sarcocystidae. The coding region runs from base 1 to 1086 and encodes 361 amino acids. The record is from RefSeq and is a predicted model, not a curated record. The transcript has 5 exons.
AUGCCGUCUUACUUGUGCGCGGGAGCGAUGCUCUGCGGCGACGCGCUGCACUCUACGCAGCAUCACCGCGUGUGCGCCUCGCCCCGGAACUGCGCCAAAUUGACAAGUCACUUGGCGCAUCCCGGCUUCAACACGCUGUCCGCAGGCCGCGGGGGUGCGGCACACAACCCGGGCUCGUACUCGAACUCGAUGGCGCAGCUCGCUUGUUCACAGUCUCGCAAGACGCAGACCUGGGGGCAAGGACAGCACGGGAGCACCAGCAGACGCGGCAGCUUCGCGAGCAUUCCACCGCCCUCGUUGAGCCACCAAAAGGCCCUUCAGCUGGAGAAGCAGGAGAAGGCGACGCACCCGCGCGAGACGACUUCGUCGCAUCACCACCUCAACGGCAAGCUGCAUGAUUUGGUGGACGCAAUCCGGCACCCGCGCUCGCACAGCACGCAGUGCGUGAGGAUCUCCACUUCGAGUCUGCACAUCGGCGAGUGUCCCGAGGUCCCAGAGCACACAGCCACGUUCGCGCUGAAGCGAACCGGGAUGCUCAAGUGGCAAGAAGCUGCGGGUGAAGAAGAAGAGGACGAGAAGGAGAAGGAGCUCAGCCUGCGGUCAGAGUCGCCCAGAGAGAGGAAGACUCAUGGCGUCGGGAAAAACCACAGCGCUCCCAACCUCCUUCGCAAAACCGCGCCUCACUCUCCCGAGCUAACUACUCGUCCGACGCCCGGCAGUGUGGCGAUGCUGAAGGAGCUCGAGGUCGAGGGCUCAGUUCACGCGGAGAGCGUCGCCUCCACUGCGCCCAGCCUCGCGUCGACAAGCUCCUACCUCUCAGGUUUGGCUGCACUCUCGGGGAUCGAUUCGGAUGCCUCUGCGCCGUCGCCGAGGAAGGCGGUAAGUGCACCGCCGAAACAAGGAAGCAGCGCGGCGCACAAGCUUCCUUCUGCCUGUCGUGGAGGGGAGGAGCUACGUCGCGUGGACACGAACUCGCCCACAACUCUUUCGGCGUCUUCGCUGAUUCCGAGUUUUGGCGUGAAGAAGGGCUUAUCGUGGAACAAGCUGAAGGAGCGACUGCGCAAAGGCAGUAAGGGGUCCGCCUGA